Linnemannia hyalina is the source of this 3531-nucleotide messenger RNA. The record is from the annotation of a GenBank genome assembly. NCBI's taxonomy places the organism in Eukaryota, Fungi, Mortierellomycota, Mortierellomycetes, Mortierellales, Mortierellaceae.
AUGAACGCAGUUGGCCUCCACAUGCCCCCUGCCCCUCAGGGCACAAUCCUACCAGGGACGACCAUCCAACUCGGAAGGUUCACCGUUGUCGUCGACAAGUACAUCGCCGAAGGAGGGUUCGCCCACGUCUACGUCGGCUCCAUCCUCAACAAUGGCGUCAUCGUCUCUGGGUUUCCAGUUGUUAUUAAACGGAUCGCUGUUGCAGACAAGGAGCGCCUUGCGGUUGUAAACUCGGAGAUUGAGACUAUGAAACGUCUUGGGAAGCACAAGAAUAUUGUCGAGUACAUGGAUUCGUGCAUGGGAAAGCUGGAGCAUGGAGGAUACGAGGUCCUUAUUCUCAUGGAGUACUGUGGAGGUGGACCGGUCAUCGAUCUCAUGAAUAGGAGACUACAACACCGUCUGACCGAGCCAGAGAUUCUCAAGAUUUUUUCGAACGUCUGCGAGAGCGACGUCGGACAAUACGACAUGGAUAUGGAACCGACACAACCAGGACACGAGGAGAAGGACGAGGAGCGUAUGCAAGCUGUGGCGUAUCUCCACUACUGCGACCCACCCAUUCUUCAUCGGGACAUCAAAGUCGAAAACAUCCUCCUCUCCAACAACGACUACAAGCUGUGUGAUUUCGGAUCGGCCACCACCAACAUCCUCCGAGGUGACAAUAUACCCAGGAACGUCAAGGACAUCCAAUUGCUCGAGGAGGAGAUCAACAACCACACCACCCUCCAAUACCGUGCCCCGGAGAUGCUGGAUCUUUACAUGCGCAAGGGCAUCGAUGAGAAGAUCGAUAUCUGGGCCUUGGGAGUGCUUUUGUACAAGCUGUGCUAUUACACGACGCCAUUCGAGGAACAAGGUCAAUUGGCCAUCUUAAACGCUCGGUACACCAUCCCCGACCACCCAGUCUUUUCACCAGCACUCAUCGGUCUCUUUCAAUCGAUGCUCAAAGAGGAUCCAAGGCAACGGCCCAACAUCUACCAAGUCACGAAGAUGACUUCUACCUUGCGAGGGUUGACCUGCCCCAUUCAAAACAAAUACCCUGAUAUAAUGUUGGCACCGUCAGCACCGGAGACAAGUGCAACUGCCAACAUUCUCAGCCAUCAAGCCGUUGUGCGACCUAUGGACGUCCUUCCUUCGAUUGAGCCCAUGCGUCGUGGUCGCCCCACACGGUCACCAGUUCCCACUACGCCAGCGAUGACAUCCAACGACAACUACACAAACACCUUCCCAUCGACUACAACCGCCCACCCUAGCGAUUUCGGCGCAGGAUUUGAUGACUCCUUUGGACAGUUUACGCAGUCGGACCCGGCAUCUCAGUUCUCAAAGAUCAUUCCCACAGGCGACGCUUUCGACUUUGGCGGUUCAUCAUCAUCGCCUGCCAACAGCAGUAGCAACACUCAAGCCAAGCGCUCGACAUUUGAUUUCCAGUCUGCAAACGGAACCAAUGGCACAGACGAGUUUGGAUUUGAAUUGCCUUCGACCUCGGGUGAUCAUCUCCACCCAGAGCCUCAGUCCGUCAGCGAUCGCUUCAAGAUGCCCACGCAGCUGUCAGGAAACAGUCAAGGAUUUGCUGCCAAAACUCCUUCAAGUGCUGCACCAAAGGCCAAACCAACGGCCAACGACUUGUUUUUUGGAUCGUCUGCCGGUAUCAAGUUUGAGGACAUGGAUUCGGGAUCUCGCUCUGAUUUGCCAGCCUCGUUCAGUAGCACCCAGCCUACCACUGUCGGACUUUCGUCGCCUACGUCCAACAUUGGAUCUUCUGGAAUCCCCAAGCCCCUUCUUGGAUCUCGUCUGCCCAGUCAAAAUACUACACCCAAGCCCUAUCAAUCGUACCAGUCGCCCAACCCACCCCUGAGCAGAAGUGUUCAUUCGGACGGUACAGGAAACUCUCGAGCUGGCUUUUCUGGAAUGACAUCGCCCAAUGUCCCUCCUCGGGCUACUAGUGGUAUGGGAUCCUCCGGCACUGCUGGUCAAGGAGUGGAUUUAUUGACGACAAAGAUGGAGAGUAUGGACCUUCUUCAACGACAGCGGCUGGAUCAGCUGGGGCAGUUUGGUGUUGAGCCCGCUGGAAUGCUGAGUGCCCAAAACACUCAGGGUAAGGCGCGUGUGUCGGACCCUAACAGGACACUGGAUGGUCUUCGGUCAAUGGAUGCUGGGUCAUGGACUGGGUCAAGCGCAGGAUCAGUUGUCGCUCCACCCUUGGCACCACGCCCUCAGUUGUCGGCGUCAUCUAUCACAUCGCCCAACCCAGAGCUGGCUCCACUGGACCGCAGCAACUUGGCCAAGCGUGAUAUGGAUGCCGAACUCAAAUUGAUCCAGCUGCAGCAGAAAGAGUUUGAGAGACAGCAGCAAGAAUUGAUUCAGCUGCAGCGAGUCCAAUUGGAGGAGCAACAACGUCAACACCGCCAGCAGCAGGAGCAACUCCAGAAACAGCAACAGCAACAGAUUCAGCUUCAGCAUGAGAAAUGGCAGGAGCGUAACCGGAUGUUGAAAGAACAGGAGCAGUUGUCACAGAAACAGUUGACGCAGCAGCAGGAUCUUCAGCAGCAGCACCAAACUCAGCAGAGGCAACAGCAACAACAUCAGCAGCAACAGCAGCAACAAUACCUCCACCCUGCUGUGGCGAGUGUUGGAGAUUCGGUGGGCAGCAACAACAGCAACAGCAACAGCAGUAGCACCAGCACACCGUCCUCUGCUAAUGCCUACAGGCAGUCGUAUGCGGGACCUUCUUCUGCGAUCGGCACGCCUUCCUUGGCUGAGCGUUUUACUUCUCUCCCCAGGAGUAGUCUGGAUGAGCAUGAGCGGUACAAGGCCCCAACAUCUCAGUCGUCUAACCAGAGUUCACUCGCUGGCUCUGAUGCUUCGACCCCCACGGUGCCAGUCAAGUCUGCCCGCAGGACAGGAGUGAAUGGUGGUGCUAGCACUGCGCCUCUCAAGGUUGCCCGCCGCACCUCGUUCAACAGCAACGUCCCACCUGGUCAAAAACCCGAGUUGCUGCCCAAGCCUACACGGUUCAGGAUGAAGGACGGAACUGGAACCCUCAUGACUGGAGAAGAGGAGGCGUUCAAGAGAAAGUUCCCUAGCGCCGAUAUGGAUGACGACCUGAUGCAGUUCCAAACACCAGUCACAGCAGCACCGGCAGCCGCAGCACCCGUUUCGUCGCCUUACUAUGCCUCCAAUGAGAGCUUGCCUGUAUCGUCUGCCGGAUAUGGACGCGCGAGCCCCGCGCCUUCUUCAUAUGGUCGCACUACCGCCGUUGGUGCCGGAAACAACAACUCCCAGUACACGUCACCCUCUCAACGCGCUCGGGAGAUGACACAGCAGCCACCACAGAGACAGCAGGAUGAGGAGGACGAGGAAGAGGAUGAGCCAUUGGUGAGGUCUCGUCGUCGUCAUCAGACCACGCCAUCCGGACCUACAGCAGCUGCACCCGGCGCGAAGACAGAAAUGGAGGAUGGUGGAGAGGCGGAAGGAACGCCGAUGGAGUCUGUUCGGGAAAGAGUGCUGAGGAUGAACCGUGUUGGACGUGUCGUGUAA